AUGUUCCCCUCACAAGUAGUUAAUAAUAUAGACAUUGAGGCCGUGAGCGGCAUCCUUGGCUCCAUUUCCAUUGCCUGCUGGGUCGUCGUCUUUUCCCCACAGAUCAUCGAAAACUUCCGCCGCGGGUCCGCCGAUGGCCUCUCCCUGCUCUUCAUCAUUGUCUGGCUGGCCGGAGAUGUCUUUAAUAUCCUUGGAGCGGUGCUCCAGGGCGUCUUGCCCACCAUGAUCAUCCUCGCGGUGUACUACACCCUCGCGGAUAUCGUACUGCUGGGGCAAUGCUUCUACUACCGAGGGUUCACCCUUUGGGAUGAGGUCGACACAAAGAAGAGCAGACCGGGGUCCGGGUAUGAUGAUUAUAGUACAGAGAAUGGCGAAAGACAUCAGCCGACGGAACGCACGGCGCUUUUGGGUAAUGGCAAUGGAAAUGGCCACGCCCAUACGAAUGGUGGGUACGCCUCACAGAUUUCGCCAGGAGAUCACCAGCCUCACCACCGCUUCCCUCACGUCGACGGGACCCAUCUGUCGCCUGCGACUCCCUUUGUCGACCCUUUGCCAUCGUCAUCUUCGGCUGCUGGCGUUGGCACUUCACGUCCAGCACGUCGUCUGUCAACCCUGCAGACCGUUGUUUUCAACACGUUUGCCAUUGCUCUUGUCUGCGCCGCAGGGGUGUUAGGAUGGUAUGUGAGCUCCAGCGCAGCACGCAGCGGUAAACAUCACAAGGACACGAAGAAGCCAAACCCCAAUGCCCUCUCGUUCGACAUCCUGGGCCAGGUCUUCGGCUACCUCUGCGCCGUUUUGUAUCUUGGCUCCCGUCUCCCGCAACUGUUGCUCAACUUCCGUCGCAAGUCGACUGAGGGUGUAUCCCUGCUCUUUUUCCUCUUUGCCUGCAUUGGCAAUCUGACAUAUGUGUUGUCCAUCUUCGCCUAUUCGCCUGUCUGUGGUGGUGCAGGACAGGAGGAACAGGCUCUAGCAUCAAAGAAACCGCGCUGUCAGCCCGGCGAGGCCGCUGCUAUCUACGGCCGGUACAUCCUCGUCAACCUGUCCUGGCUACUGGGCAGUCUGGGGACAUUACUGCUGGACAUGGCGAUCUUUGUACAAUUCUUCCUCUAUAGAAAGGAUGACGAUGAUAAUGGCGGUGACAUUGAAGAAGAGCAGGAAGAAGAUGAAGGAGACGAUGAAGAAUAUGAGCGUCGAUGA
Rasamsonia emersonii CBS 393.64 is the source of this 1197-nucleotide messenger RNA. Its product is annotated as PQ loop repeat protein. The record is from RefSeq and is a predicted model, not a curated record. Gene Ontology annotation, biological process: basic amino acid transmembrane export from vacuole. The transcript has 2 exons. The coding region runs from base 1 to 1197 and encodes 398 amino acids. Gene Ontology annotation, cellular component: fungal-type vacuole membrane. NCBI's taxonomy places the organism in Eukaryota, Fungi, Ascomycota, Eurotiomycetes, Eurotiales, Trichocomaceae.